AUGGAAGCAGCCCGAGCCCUCGCCAAAGAAUUCCACAAGCACAAUGUGCAACUAGUCUACGGUGGCGGCACAACCGGCUUAAUGGGUGAAGUCGCACGCUCUCUUGUCUCUCUCUCGGGCCCCAAAGCCGUGCACGGCAUCAUCCCACGCGCACUAGUCAAAGUCGCAACUGUGGGCGGUAUGCGCGAGCACACGGAGGGCCAGGCCAGUGCCACAGCCGGCAAAGCUGCCGAGCGUGUUGUCGAAUCCUUUGAUGCUGUUGAUUCCAAUGGCAUCCCCGAGUCGGAGUACGGCCUUACGACCAUUGUCGCCGAUAUGCACACCCGCAAGCGCUUGAUGGCGGAGAAGGUCCUUGAGGGCGGGCCUGGGUCUGGGUUUGUUUCGCUGGCUGGUGGGUUUGGAACUAUUGAGGAGGUUAUGGAGAUGACGACGUGGAACCAGUUGGGGAUUCACAAGGUUGGUGUUGUGUUGUUGAAUAUCAAUGGGUACUGGGAUGGCUUGUUGGCUUGGGUGCGCAAUGCUGUGAAGGAGGGGUAUAUCAGUGCCAGCAAUGGGGAGAUUCUUGCGGAGGCUAAGGAGGUUUCUGAGGUUUGGCCUAAGUUGCUGGCCUAUCAGGUCAGUAAUGGGCGGAUGCAGUUGAACUGGGGAGAGGAGUGA
Molecule: messenger RNA, 657 nt
Organism: Penicillium expansum
Lineage: Eukaryota; Fungi; Ascomycota; Eurotiomycetes; Eurotiales; Aspergillaceae
Product: LOG family protein
Exons: 1
Coding region: 1-657 (218 amino acids)
Biological process (GO): cytokinin biosynthetic process
Cellular component (GO): cytosol
Molecular function (GO): hydrolase activity, hydrolyzing N-glycosyl compounds
Source: RefSeq, a predicted model, not a curated record